AUUUGUUGUAAUAAGAACAAAAAUACUUAGAUAAGAGAACUUAAAAUCAUGUUAUUUGAAACUUUUUUUAACAUAUAUUAUAAUAUUAAAAAAAAUAUUUUAAAAUUUUUGUUUAAAUCUCAAUUGGUGAAGAUAGUUUCGGAACCAAAAGAAUGACCAGCUUUUGCAAAUUAUUUGGAAGAUUUACAACUCCUGAAAGCAACUUUCCUCCGAUCAGAGAUUCUCUAUGUUUCAAGAACGUACAAUACCAAGGCGGACAGUCUAGUACGUAGUGCAAGGAAGCAACCGUCUUUCGUCGUUCACAUGGAUGCAAAUCUUUCAACAUGGUUUACAGAGUCUAUAUGAGUCUGUAUAAGUUGAUGACAAAAAAAAAUACCCUCUGUUAACACAUUAAAUACUCUCUUUCUAAUUAAUACAUUAAAAUAAUAAAUAUUUAUUUAAAAUUUUACAUUGUAAAUAUAAAAAAAAAAUUCUUUAUAAAGCAAAAAUAAAAUCUUAAAACGCUAUUCAGGGAUAUUAGUAGAGAGUAUUACUGCCGUAGCUUAACUUGUAAGUAUUGAAAUAGAAGGGAACAAGUUACCUUGUUAAACUAGAUUAAAUAGCUACCUUUUCGUGAUAAGAAGAGAUAAACAAUUGUCUCAUUGUCCAAAAUUAAGUUGAUUAACUACAAUAACCAGUAAAAUCUUUUGGAGAAGUGAGAAUGGAACUGAAUGGUAAUAUUCGGUCUUGAUUAGGUGGUUUUAUCAUUGUCAAUAUCGUAGAAAUUGUAGAAAAGAAAAGUAUAAGAAUGUUCAUGUUUCUCUUUUUCUUUUGUUCAUCUCUCCAAGUUAAAAUUUUGGGGGAAAACAUACAAAUCCUACCUUUACAAGCACGAAGUCGAAACUAUUAUACGUUAAAGUCAUGAUGAUAUAUAAGAUUAUUUCUUCGUGGUCUAGAAUAUAAUAUGCAGACAAUAAUGAUGUGCCUAGAAGAAUUUUAAUGUUCGGAAGUUGAUACAAUAUAAUCAUCGUCAGGGUGUCAAAAGUAAGCCCUCUCCUUAGCCUCUGCAGUAAACAAAGGGUAAAAGCGACAUAUCGGGACCACAUAUACGAAGAUACAAGACGCAUUGAUGCAAAAAGACUAAUUCUAAAUCUCAAGCCGGCAAGACUUUUUAUGAGCCGGGUCAUUGAUUGAUUUGGAACAAUAAGUCAACAAGAAUGACUUGACCGAAUCGGUUUAUUAUUUUAAUGGAUACACACGAUGCAAAAUCUCUUUAUAUAAUCUCUAGAAGAUUCUAAUAUACGAGUCCUUAAAGCCAAACGAGAAAACAGUAGACCAAAGGCAUGGAGGAGAUGAUGGGAUCGUGGGACAAAAGAAGGGAAGAACAAGAAGAAGAGGAGGAACAAGUGUUAAAGCUCCCAGGGUUUAGGUUUCAUCCGACCGAUGAGGAGCUUGUAGGGUUUUAUCUCUCUCAAAAAGUACUACUCAAGAAAUCCAGCAAGAUUGAUGAGAUCAUCAAUCAAAUCGAUAUCUAUAAAUUCGAUCCAUGGGAUCUUCCUCGCUCGAGGCAUACGGAGAAAGAGAGCUACUUCUUCUGCAAGAGAGGAAGGAAGUACAGAAACAGCAUAAGACCAAACCGAGUGACUGGUUCCGGUUUCUGGAAAGCCACGGGAAUAGACAAACCUAUCUACCUCGAUGGAUCCAGCAAAGCCGUGAUCGGUCUAAAGAAGACACUCGUUUAUUACAUCGGAAGCGCCGGGAAAGGAAGCAAGACAGAUUGGAUGAUGCACGAGUUUCGACUCCCCACGGCCAAUGACACUAUCCCUGGUGGUUCCACUUCCACCCACCGUAGCCCUACUCCGUCUUCCUUGCUACAUGCUGAAGUGUGGACAUUGUGCCGGAUAUUCAAGAGGAAUGCGUCUAGUAGAAAAUACACUCCGGACUCGAAAGAAUUAGCAAGUUGGGAACGCGUGAAGCCACAACAAUCUAAUAAUCGCGAAGCAGCUUAUAUCAGUUUUGGUGACAAUGAGAGUAGUACCAACAAGAUCAACGUCAUGGAAAGCAAAGAGAAUAAUGAGAGGAACGUUUUCCAGCUUCACCAAACGCCUCAUCCACACCAGCCCAUUCCCAUGGAGUACACUAGUAGCACACAAGUGGAUAACACAGUUUCACAUAUCUCAAACGAUAAUAACAUGGACGAUGUAAACUACGAGAACUGGGACGAGCUUCGCUCGGUUGUGGAGUUUGCUUUUGGCCCUUCCUCUUAUUAGUUAGAUGUCCUUUUACUAAUUGAUUACUAUACAUUAUAUAGUACUUGGACCUUGUUGCAAGGGAAAUACUCUGACAAUUAUAUAUAUACAUGUGUAAUGUACCUGAUAAUAUAUAUCCAUAUACUAUUAUUAUUA
This is a messenger RNA of Brassica napus (rape), 2384 nucleotides long. Its product is annotated as transcription factor JUNGBRUNNEN 1. Gene Ontology annotation, molecular function: DNA binding. Bases 1323 to 2249 code for a protein of 308 amino acids. The transcript has 3 exons. Lineage: Eukaryota; Viridiplantae; Streptophyta; Magnoliopsida; Brassicales; Brassicaceae. The record is from RefSeq and is a predicted model, not a curated record. Gene Ontology annotation, biological process: regulation of DNA-templated transcription.